UAUAUAUAAUAGAUGUAGUGUUAGAGUUAAUUUUGUUGCAUUGCCUUUGAAUAUUUUUUUUAUUCGAUAGUUUUUCAAAAUAUUCUAAGCUAUUCUUGUUUUCUUUCGAGAGGUUUAAUUAGCUUAACUAAAGAGUUGAAUUUAUUUAGUGUUAAUUAAUUUGAUUAAUCUUGUUUUUAGACUAGACAAUUUAGAUUAAAUCUUAGUAAAAACCCCUCUUCACAAAAAUCGUUCUAAUUCGCCUAGUUUAGAAUUAAAGGUUUGCGAAAAUUAUUUUAAUCUCUGUGGACGAAUCUUAAAUAUUAAAACGGUGAUCGUGCGCUUGCGAUUUAAAUUUAUUAUUUCUAGCACAUCAUUAUCCUACAGAAUUCUGCUAUUAAUAUCAAAUAAUUUAUCGUAAAUAAUUUAUGAAUUAUUUUUUUGUUUGAUUAAUUAUGUAGUGUAUUUUGUAUAAUGCCCUAUAUUUAAAAGGUAAACUGAAACAUAAAAUGAAAUGGAGGUGUCUUUCUUCAUGUUUGUAUAUCUUACAGGAUACGAAUGUAAAUCCAAAUACAAAAUUUUCAUAUGAUGUAAAUUCUCAUGUCUACAAGUUGCUAAAAAGCAGUGUUCUAAAAAUCGCCGAGUCAGCCGAGUACUCAUUCCGAGUACUCGUUUUUAACCCCUCGUCCGAUCCGAGUUCCGAGUAAUCGGGUUCAAAACCGAUUUAUAAAAAAAUCGGUCAAAACUCGGUUUGACUCCGAGUACUCGAGGUCAAAUCCGAGUUUGACUUAUCAAUUUUUUAUUGUUUUAUUUGAAAAUUAUUUUAAAAGAGAAUAAACGUAAAUUUAUAUAUGUUUUGGUCUUUCUUUAUAAAAUAUUGACAUUAAUUAAAAAGUAUGUGUGUUUUAUCAUUAAAACCCGUGAAUGAUUAUUAUGUCAAAAACUAUUAAACAAGUAACUUUUAUUUGAACUUCAUUAUUUCAAGUGUGUUAUUAAAAUAUUAAUAUUAUCAUAUAGUUUUAUUAUUAAUCAGUAUAUAACCAUAUAUGAGAAAAAAAUAAUUAAAAAAAAUACCCGAUUAGUAAUCCGAUAACUCAUUCCGAGUACUCUCCCGAGUUCCGAGUACUCAUUUUUCCGAAACCAAACCGAGUUGGACCGAGUUCCGAUUUUUACAACCUUGCUAAAAAGUAAGGUAUAAUGUAACGUAAUAUAGAUUGUAAUAAUGAUAACUCAACGCUAUAACAAUACCUAAAUCGGUAUAUACAAAAUCAGACAAUCAAGUAAAACGAAACAAUAACAGAAUCAUUGAAAAAAGUUCAAGAAUAUGUUCAGGCCUCAGUGAAGAUUAAAGUACAAGUUGAUUCAAGGACUACAAUUUGUCCACCGAUUUAGUAUGAAAUGUUAGUAGAUUCCAGUACCGUUAACCUAAUUAUACGUAAUCAGAAUCUGAAACAUUUUUAACGUGGAAUGUACUAAUCAAUGUUAACUGAUAUAUACAGUACGGUAUAAAUUCGAUUUCAGUGAUAGUUGUUUUUGGAACAGAACAUUAAUUUACUCAUCAUAGACAGGAAGACUGUUAGUUACAUUGUAACUUGAUUAUAUUCAUAUGAUACUUUAGAAAUCCAUGCCAUCUUCUAUCGGGAACAUGAUCAAAGAUGGAAAUAUCGUGUCAUCAAAGGAGACAAUCAAGAUCCUAAAACAAGCAAUGUUGGAUAAUAUUAGCGGCGAAUUUUCAAUUGAUCAAUUUUCUUGCAAUGAGGAAUAUCGAGCAGCAUUUGAAGCUGCUUGACGAUUGUGAAGAACGCAAAUGAGGCUCUAAGCAUGCUUGGGAACAAAUCUUUCGACCUGGUUCUAACAGACGUGCAUAUGCCAGAUAUGAACGGUUUCGAACUUCAACGAUGCAUAAUUCAAGAAUUUAGUCUUCCUGUUAUCUUGAUAUCAGCAGAUACUAGAGCAGAAGUUAUGUGCAAUGGACUCAAGAACGGGGCUCAACGCUUCUUAGUGAAGCCUGUAAUGGCCGAUGACUUGAAAGACAUAUGGCAAUUUGCUAAGUGGUGGAAGAGAACCAAGAAUAUUAUCUCAGCUCCACCUAGUCAAAUUAGUGGAAGCUCUCAAGAAAGUGUGACAAUGGUUGAUAGUCACAAUGGGAAAAAUACGAGACUUGUUUGGACUUGGGACCUCCACAGCCGUUUCGUGGAAGCUAUCUUACUUAUUGGUUAUCAUAGAGCUGUCCCAACAAACAUUUUGGAGGUCAUGAAUGUCGAGGGACUAACCAGAAGACAUGUAGCGAGUCACUUGCAGAAAUAUCAGAGGUUCCUCCAAAGCGUGUUGGAUGGGAAGAAAAGAAUUGAAUUUUCCCGUUGGAUAGAUCCUGAUUAUCACUCAAGAUUUGCAUCUGGAAAUCCAGACUUAAUAUUGCUUAAGCAACUCAUAAAUGGGAAGCAAAAAAGGACGUUGGCAUCCGACAAUCUUUUACGACCAACGAAGCAUGAAAACACUCGAACUCCUAAUGGAUCUAAGUCAUCAUUUGGACGGUUGCCACCAUUUACCAUAGGCGACGGGUCCUCAAGCAGAAGUAAUAAUGCAACUUUGAUGCAAAUUAAUGAUUCAUCUACAAAUGUAGCUUCAAGGGUGCUUGGAAAUGCCACUUUACCAAAAGCUCAGAAUGAAUACAUGGGUAGUCUUAUUAGAAACAACACUUCUAAUUUAAUCAAGAAUCUGAGUUAUACGACCAAUCAGAUGGACUAUUCUGAUCAGAAUACUCUUGCUGAUGAGAAUGACAACAAUACUGGAAAUAGUGGAGCACAUGGAGGAGCUAACAAUAUUAUGUUUUCUUCUACAAACAAUGUUACGCCUUCCAGCUUUUCUCACUUUUGGGAAAACUUCCAAUCUAAACAAUCAAUCAAUGUGGGUGACAAGAACAGCAAUUAUAUCUUUUAUGGAAACAACAUCAACACUGAUCAAUUAACUCAGCUAGGAAAUAACCAUGAAGAUCCAAGUAUGGCCAUUUCAUCUGGGGCAAAUCAUUUUGGAAACACCCCAGCUAUGAAUUUACAUGAAAUGGAUGGUGAAAAAAAGACUGAUGGAAGCUGGUUCGAUAACAUUGGGAGAGAAGAUGAAAAGGACUGUUGGUUUGAUAUUGAGAUUGAUGAGGACGAGGACUAUAAUCCUAAGAAGGAAUUUUAAUUCAUACGCAAUUUGAAGUUUAAUCUAUUGUUAGGAGGUUUGUUUUACUUGAAGUUUUGGACAAGAAAAACCUUGCUAUUUCUGUGAUGUCUAGCUUUCUUAAGUACAAGUUUUAUACAUUAUUGUGUGGUUUGUUUUACAUGGAUUUAUAAACAAGAACAACAGUACUACUUGAAAGGCAUAUGUUAAGCCUAUUUGUAUUUAAGAGUAUUAACUCAACUCUGAUAAGAAAGAAAGUAAAUUAGCAAGCUCUACUGAAGGAAUCCGUACGAAGAACGUCAAGUGAUUUAUUAAAAUCAUAUGUCUGAAGAAUUUCAGGAUGCUGCUGCACACCACUGAAAGAAGUUCAUUAAUAUGUUCAAGCCUCAGUGUACAAAUAAUAUUUGUAGCACGUCCAGAAGUCCAGAAGGUAUAAAGUUUUAAUACUUUAUUUAUUCAGAAGAUUUCAAACUAUUUCUACUUAUGAAGAAGAACUACGAAGACAAAGUCUCGACAAACAAGCCACUUCUCAAAUGUUUAAUUGAUAAAGAAUAUUUGAUUCAGCUAGAUACAGAUGAACCAGACAGUACAUUUGUGUGUCAGCUACUCCGAUUAAAUAUUCUGCAUCAACAAUAGGUGGUCGUUCAAUCAAGACAAAGAAUCAGAUCUUUUAAAGGAAGUCAGAAGACCUGCUGCU
Daucus carota subsp. sativus is the source of this 3841-nucleotide messenger RNA. Its product is annotated as two-component response regulator ORR24. Gene Ontology annotation, biological process: cytokinin-activated signaling pathway; phosphorelay signal transduction system. The coding region runs from base 1801 to 3165 and encodes 454 amino acids. Gene Ontology annotation, molecular function: DNA binding. The transcript has 10 exons. Lineage: Eukaryota; Viridiplantae; Streptophyta; Magnoliopsida; Apiales; Apiaceae. The record is from RefSeq and is a predicted model, not a curated record.